Messenger RNA from Thalassophryne amazonica, 3389 nucleotides. RefSeq names its product myc-associated zinc finger protein (gene maza). The transcript is spliced from 8 exons. Bases 986 to 2383 code for a protein of 465 amino acids. The record is from RefSeq and is a predicted model, not a curated record. Lineage: Eukaryota; Metazoa; Chordata; Actinopteri; Batrachoidiformes; Batrachoididae.
GUUCAGUACUGCACCAGAAAUGAUGAUUCUAACUUCUGUUUCGACGUUUGUUUCCUGCAGCCUUUCUGAAUGUGCGGCCUGCUCCAUUAUGUCCGGAACGAAAAUCUGUAGAAUUCUGAAUGGAGUUUGGUUUGCUGUUGGUUGCUGCGCGUUACCUUUAAGAUGCGAACUGAAAAAGCGCGGUUCGAGCUAAACAGGCACCAUUUUAUCCAAGAGUUUGGAGAAUUUACCGCACACAUUCAGAUUCUUUCCUAAAAGGUGGUUUUUUGAUCCUGGUGAAGGAGGGAAAUCGACGGCACGGCGGGUUUGGAUUAUCUGUCGGCCCACCGACAGGAGGCGGGGGCAGCGAGAGGAACGGGACAAGCCGAUCCGGUACGAUCCGAUCCGGGGUCCGCCAGGAGGGUGCAUCCAGCAAAUACUUUCCCUUUAAAGCAGAGAGGGACAGAGGGGGUGAAGACGAUUUAAAAAAAGAAAAGGAAGAAAGGCUGAGAGGGAGGGAGGGCGUUGAAAAAAAAGAGAAAGAUGUCACCCUGCCGAUUGAAACACCGAGGCGGAGCUGUGGACCGCCGCCGACCAGCAGCUCUCUAGUGCGGGGAGGAGCUCUACGCAACGCCGAGGCUUGGGAUCCGACGCUUGGGCCUUUUUUUCGGAGCGAUCGCAAAUAUCAGCUGAUUUAUUUAUUUUUUUUGCCACAUUCUACUCAUCUCCUCUUUAAUAUCUGUUUUGCAUGCAAUCCACCAAGUUUUAUUCCAGUAGUCAUCACCAGAUUGUAUUAAAAUCCACCACUAAAGCAAGCAUGAUACCAUCAUUUUUCCACAUAUAACUCGUGCAGCCAAAAUCUGGCAAUAAUAAUUCAUAACUCAUAGGAACAAAAUCUGGAUUAUUUAUUUAUUUAUUUUUUAGCCGUUAACUAUCAGAGAUAACAGGCCUGAGAUUUAAGUUCUCCUCCUGCACCUCCUCCUCCUCCUCCUCUGCAUGGAUCAGGAUGGACACCUCCUGGAGUAAUUUCCUCUUUCAGACACCGUCGACUCAGACUCAGCCUGAGACGUCGCUCCAGGCUGAACUGCUGCCUGAGCUGACCGGCCCCACCCAGAGCCCCCCGGCAGAGCACAUCGUGACACCACCAUCAACCGUCGACACCGCUGCCCUGAGCGAGGAGCCUCUGCCUGUAAAACCAAUCACCAAACCCCUCCGGCCUGCCCACAUCUGUGCCACAUGCAACAAGGAGUUCAAGAACAGCUACAACCUGCGGAGACACCAGUCGGUGCACACGGGCAUCAAACUGAAGGACCGAGCCAGUCGCGAGAAAGAUAAUGGCGGGAAGGCAGGACGAGUGGAGAAGCAGACGGUCCCUCUCUCCCUGCUCCACCUGACUCUGCCCUCACAGCCUGCCCCGCCCCCUGUUGUCCCCACCACCCCGGAGACCCUCCCCCAGCCGGGUCAGCUCGCCAGUCCAGAGGGCCAGCCGAUCUCUGUGUCGAUCGCCCCGGCAACUGUAACCAUGGCUGCCCCACCUCAGCCCAUCCAAGCUGCUGCUGUUGUUGUUGUGGGUUCCAUGGAUCAGAAUCCAAAUCCCAACCCCAAUCCCAAUUCCAACCAGGUGAGGAAGAACCACGCUUGUGAGGCUUGUGGAAAGGCCUUCAGAGACGUUUAUCACCUCAACCGCCACCGGCUGUCACACUCGGAUGAGAAGCCAUACUCCUGCCCCAUCUGCCAGCAGCGCUUCAAGAGGAAAGACCGAAUGAGCUACCAUGUGCGCUCUCACCAAGGUGGCGUGGAGAAACCAUACGUCUGCCCUCACUGCGCCAAGGCCUUCUCUCGACCGGACCAUCUCAACAGCCAUGUUCGACAGGUGCACUCUACAGAAAGACCCUUCAAGUGCACGACGUGCACUUCUGCUUUUGCCACACGGGAUCGUCUGCGCGCCCACCUGAUCCGGCACGAGGAGAAGGUUCCGUGUCACAUCUGUGGGAAGCUGCUCUCUGCUGCUUACAUCACUGACCACAUGAGAGUCCACAACCAAUCACAGCACCACGCGUGCCACCUCUGCAACCGCAGCUUCACUACACUUACGUACUUGCGUGUUCACGCCCAAAAGCACCACGGGCAGGAGUGGAAGGAGAGCGGCGGGGCACGAGGGGGCUUUGGAGGAACCGGCGCCGGCGGGGUGCUGCUCUGCCAACUGUGCGGUGUGCAGUGCAAAACAGCCACACAGCUGCAGGGUCACAUGGGCACACAUGCCAAUCAGGUUGAACCCAGCGCUGACCCAACGAGCGCGGGCCCCGUGGACACCACCAGUGUGGCUGUCACUGUGUCCAGUGCCACCACGGUCGGAUUGCUGGUUACUGACUGCUCGGGAAUCGCCCCCCAAUCCCACAGCUAGCACGCUGUGAGGGGGCGGGGCUGGGGUGGUUAAAAGGGGUGGGGCAAAAGACGACACAUGUAGAGAGGAUUUAAAGUGCAGCAGUGUGUCCAGGUUAUUCAUGGACGCAUGCAGAAUCCGCCAUGGAUGUCAUCUUUGAUCUUUAUGUUGCCGUGACGACUGCAUUCUGUUCUUGGACCUUUUCGUGUUUUCUCUGAAACUCUGCUCCACCCGCUAAUCUGCUGCUAACAGUCAGGCAGCAUCUUUGGCACAUGCACAAACUGAGCGUGCACACGCAUACAGGCAAACGUCUGCUUACCUCUUCAUGUGUACUUUUUCUUCAUAUGGCUUAGCAGGUAAAUAUUUGUAUUGGUUGAAUUCUCCGCUGACUUGCACAUCCCCCGUCAUGAUUUUGUAAAGCUGUUGUUUUUUUGUUUUUGUUUUUUGUGUUUUUUGUUUUUUUAUUGUUUAUAUGAACUUGUUUUUGUUGUUUAUAAUGAGGAAGUUUAUCCCACGUAUGCUAAGUUGGAUUAUCUUUUUGUCCGUUAUUUAUAAUAAGUCGGUGUUCACUUUGCUUUCGUUACUCAGUGUACUUAAGAGCAGGAAAACCUGACAACGUGAAAAUACCUUUUAGAAGGGCCAUUUCUUGCGCGUACGUAUGUGCACACUUUUAUAUAUGGCCAAUAAAAGAAGACUAGUAAGUCUUUGUGUAUAUUCUCCAUGAACAUUGAAUGUAUAUAAUUUAUUUGCUUCUGAUGAUCUUUCUUACUCUGGAUGCUGAUUUUAAUCCUUAAAGAUAAAUUGCCAUGUAAUUUGUAGCUAUUUUCUGUGGCUGUGCAUAUUGAUUGUACCUAAUGCAUCGUGCAUAGCGCCUUGUUAAUCCCGUAUUAAAAGGCAGUAAAACGCAUGUUUGGCUUCAAGUUAAGACGAUCUCCAGUGUUUGAAUGAUUAUGGAAAACUUUUUUUCUUUGCACACCUGUGUUCUAAACGUGUGGGCUUACAUUUCUAUUAAAACUAUUUUAAAGUG